GGCGGUGUGUAACCGUCUAGCGGGCGGGUGUUAGGGCGGGUCCGGGCCGCGCGCCGGGAUGGGGAUGAGGCUGCGGGUGCUGUGCGCGGGGCUGCUGUUAGCGGGGCUGCCGGCGGAGCUGGGCGCGCAGGGCGCCCCGGAUGCGGCAGCGGUGCCCCGCGGCGGGGGCGGCGCCGGGCCGGGCGGCGAGUACGGGGUGAAGCUGUGCGGCCGGGAGUUCAUCCGCGCCGUGAUCUUCACCUGCGGCGGGUCCCGCUGGAAGCGCUUGGCCCUGCAGGCGGAGGAGCCGCUCCCUGGCGCUGAUUCUUCUCAAGCCACCAGUAACAAAGAACUGGAGAACUUGAAGUUGCAGUCAUUCUUAGGUCCUGGAUUGGAGCAGCUGCAAAGAGCCAGUGUACCGCUUGGACAGCUGAUAUUGAAGGAUUUGUUUAGUUUAUAUGAUUAUAAUGAGUAUGUACCCAUGUCAGAUGACUUCAGUGAAUAUGUUCGCCAGGUUGAGGAUGCUGCCUGGAAGAACAGAGGUGGAACAGGGAUUGCCAAUCCCAUGAGGUCAAACAGUUUUCCUUGGGCCAAGUAUCCCAGAAGAAAACGAGACUUCUCAAUGGGGGUAGCAGGAGUGUGCUGCAAAUGGGGCUGUACCAAAGCUGAGAUCAGUACACUAUGCUGAGAUUAAAAUUGUAUUUCUGUAUUUAUUUUAGACAUAUGAACUCAAUGUUAGUUGCAGUGAUGCCUGAUCAAGUACUGCAUGUAGGGAGCAAAACAGUCUCAAUAACAUGGCAAUUUUGUCUGCAAGCAGCUGUAUGUUACUGUUUUUUCUCUAAAAACUCAAAACUUAUGGUAAUCAGAACUUUGUUUUGCUGCAGUAACCUUUGCUCUAACUGUGUUAGUAAACCUUUACUUUCUGUGUUUUAAGGCUUUGUCUUUAAAAUUAUAAGAAGACUUUCACACCACCUCUUUGUAACACUUCAGGGAGAAACCUCAAUGGUAAUUAAAGUAUGUUACACUAUAUAAAUGCAAUAGAGUUGUUUUUCCCCUUCCAUUGGAAACAAUACCUAGGGAAUCCUUUAAAGAGCUGAGACUUUGACCAAUUCUAGCUGAAAGGGUGUUCUGUAACUUGAAACUCAAAUAAUACCAAGUUGGCUAACUGGCUUCUAUGCCACACUAACAGAAGUUAGUAAGAUGAUCUAGUACAACAUCCAGACCAUCUCCAUCCAAUUACAGAAUUAUUUCCUAAAUACCACAUUUUAAAACAAAAUUUUCUCAUUCGGCUUAAACUUUCCUUUGACUUCUUUCCUACUUGUAUAUCUCUGUACUGCCCUGAAUAAUCUCUGGUUAAAGAAUUAACAUCUCAAGGAAUCUAGGUUUAUCUUGUGCCAUCUGUUCCUCACUUGUUGUUUAGCCAAAGUGUUAGAUAUUUAGCACCUUUAAUCUAUUCAUACUUGUUCUAUGAACACCUUCCAAUUUAUCUACAUUUCUAGAGUACUGCAGUAUUCAAUUGUGUGCAAUAUUCCAGAUUUACUGUUGAAUUACUAACUACUGUUUCAUUUGUCUUCCACUGUUACUUUUCUCUUAAUGGUCGUGGUAUCCAGAUUUUUUUCUUUAUCCUCUUCAGAUAUACUAACUUAUUUUCUUCUAAUAUUUGUAACCAUUUGAGGUCCCUCUAAAUUCUGGUAUUUAAAAUGCAUCUUCACUUAUUGUAACUUUGAAAUUAGUGUUACAUACCUCCUACUUCAAGACUAGUGAAAAUGGCAGUGAAUAGUUGCCAGUGUACCAGACCUAACACCAAUUGCUGUAGCACUACAAUUACUGAAGACUAUUUAUGAUGACUGUUUGUUUAGUCUUUCAGCUAGUUUUCAAUCCAUGUACAUUUUUAACAAUUAAAUUAGAUAAUUUAAACGAAUGCUUCACUAAAUCAAUAGUGUAUCUCCCAUGUUCCCUUCAUCCUCAAAUUUUGUAAUUAUUCCCAUCAAUUAGAUUUCACUGAUAAGAGUGAAAACUCCACGGUAUUUUAAAAGAGGAUGGAAAAAACAGCUGUUAAAUGUGGAUAUUAUCAACCUUUAGCUUUCAUAACAUUUACAUUUCAAUGGGAUGGCAAUUUAUAUUACUAAUUGUUAAAUAUGCUUUUCUUCUACUAUACAUAGCUGCAGUGAAUGAGAGCUGCUCUGGGAAGGGUAACUGUAAGUGAUAAUGUAUGUUCACUGUAGCUCCCACUGCUAGUUAAGGGUGCUUUUUUUUUUUCCAUUCUAAACCCUGCUUCCAGUCACUCAUUUUAAUGAAUUUUUCAAGUUUCAGGCUGAGUUUUUCUAGACUUAGUAGCUAAUAAAGGAGAAGGGGUAGAGUUUGAGGAGAAAUGCUUCCCCUAAUUUUGAUUAGGAGCAAGUGGGGAAGCAGGGAGCAAAUUCUCUCUCAAUUUCACACUUAGCAGUUCUACUGCAGAAACAGCUAUAGCAGAGAGCUGAAAUUUGACACAGAAAAUAGCCUGUACCAAAUUUCUUAAGUGCUUUGAGAAAAAAAUAUUCUAUUUUGAUUAAAUUAUGAUAAUUUGAAAAUUGCUCUGUAUGUACCAUCCAUCUUGACAGAACAUUUUCUCUGCUAAACUUGUAAAGUAAAAAACUGAGGAAAAGCUGCACUGUAUAUAUUUACAAACACGCAGAGUAAGUGACGUACCUGUUCCUUGUUCCAGGACUGCCCUUCAGGUUUGUUGGUGCAUAUCCACCUAGGCACACAGGUGAGCUACCUUUCCUCUUUCUGCCGGCUCCUGCAUCUCACGGUGUAAAGGUGUAAUUCAGGUGGGCUCUUGGACCAAACCAUUGGAAUUUUCUGUUGGAACUUUCUUAACAUUCAAGGUUGCAGACAUAGCCAUAUACCUUAACAUUAUAACCAGUGAAGAUAUGAAAAAAUAAAAGGAAAUCUGUCUCACCAUAAAAUUUACGGUAAGCAUUAAGUGGAAAGAUAAUUCCCAACACAAGCAAGGAAUAUUUAGGGCUUAACCAAGGCAGGAGGUGUGACUUGCAGAGGGUGCUGAAGUUUGUCUUUCACUAUUAUCCUGAGACUUUGUGAAUAGUCUUUGAAGGGUGAA
Messenger RNA from Mauremys mutica (yellowpond turtle), 3079 nucleotides. Its product is annotated as relaxin-3-like. Bases 59 to 667 code for a protein of 202 amino acids. The transcript is spliced from 2 exons. Gene Ontology annotation, cellular component: extracellular region. The record is from RefSeq and is a predicted model, not a curated record. Gene Ontology annotation, molecular function: hormone activity. NCBI's taxonomy places the organism in Eukaryota, Metazoa, Chordata, Testudines, Geoemydidae.